AUGGCGACUCAGUAUCAACUCCCAUUCAAGCUCGCCGACCCGACCCUACUGCGUUUCGACUCAAUCGUCGGCGACCAGUGGGUUGCCGCGCAGAGUGGAAAGCGAUUUGAGGUAUUAGAUCCCGGCACAGACAAGCCCUGGGCGAGUUGUCCCGCGAACGGCGCCGAGGACGUUGAUGCUGCGGUGCAAAAUGCACACGACGCAUUCGAGUCCUUCCGCAAAGUUAGCCCGCGCCAGCGUGCUAAGUGGCUGCUCAAAUGGCACGACCUGACCACCGCGGCUCGCGAUGACCUGGCUCAGAUCGUGACCCACGAAACGGGUAAGCCGCUAGCGGAGUCUUACGGUGAACUGGACUACUCGCUCGGCUUCUUGUGGUGGUUUGCCGGCGAGGCGGAGCGCAUCCAAGGCACAGUAUCGAUGCCUGCAGCUCCAAACCGCCGGCUGUUCACGAUCAAACAGCCGAUCGGCGUCGCAGCAGCACUGGUGCCGUGGAAUUUCCCCGUGGCAAUGGUGCUGCGGAAGGUCGGUGCCGCGAUGGCGGCUGGGUGUACAAUGGUUGUGAAGCCCAGCCCAGAGACGCCCAUCUCGGCUCUGGUGCUGGCAGAGCUGGCACACCGCGCGGGUAUCCCGCCUGGCGUACUGAAUGUGUUGACGACGGACUUGGAGAACACGCCGCCGCUGAGCGAGGCCCUCUGCAAACACCCGCUCGUCAAGAAGGUCACCUUCACAGGCUCGACCCGCGUCGGCAAACUGGUCGCCUCCCACUGCGCCCACGGCCUGAAGAAGCUGACCCUGGAGCUCGGCGGGAACUGCCCCUUCAUCAUCUUCGACGAUGCCAAUCUUGACCAGGCGCUCGACCAGCUUAUGGCCUUGAAAUGGCGCCAUGCCGGUCAGGCGUGUAUCACUGCCAACCGGAUCUACGUCCAGGCCGGCAUCUAUGAUCGCUUUGCAGUGCUUCUGAAGGAGCGUACUGCGGCUCUCGUCGUGGGCCACGGUGCAUCCAAGGACACUACCAUGGGUCCUCUGACAACACCACGUAGUAUUGACAAGGCGAUUGCCCAGGUGGAGGAUGCUCGCAGUCGCGGCGCGAAGUUGCUAUUGGGUGGCAAGCGGCUGACCGCGCAGUCCGGGUAUUUCUUUGAGCCAACCAUCCUGUCAGACAUGACUCAAGAGAUGCAGAUCUCGCAGGAAGAGUCGUUUGCGCCAAUUGCGGCGCUGUAUCGCUUCGAGACGGAGGACGAGGCGGUGCGACUGGCGAACGCGACCAGCAUGGGUCUGGCCAGUUAUGCGUUCACCAAGAAUAUUGACCGAAUGUGGCGGCUGCUGGAGAAUCUAGAGGCUGGCAUGGUCGGAAUGAACACGGGGAAUCAAUCGGCAGCCGAGUCACCGUUUGGAGGCAUUAAGGAGUCCGGGUAUGGCAAGGAGAGCGGAAAGGAUGUUGCGGUGAACGAGUAUUUGGUGACGAAGACAGGGACCUUCACAAUCGAGGGCCAGUAUUGA
This is a messenger RNA of Penicillium macrosclerotiorum, 1500 nucleotides long. RefSeq names its product NAD-dependent succinate-semialdehyde dehydrogenase. The coding region runs from base 1 to 1500 and encodes 499 amino acids. The record is from RefSeq and is a predicted model, not a curated record. Gene Ontology annotation, molecular function: succinate-semialdehyde dehydrogenase (NAD+) activity. NCBI's taxonomy places the organism in Eukaryota, Fungi, Ascomycota, Eurotiomycetes, Eurotiales, Aspergillaceae. The transcript is spliced from 4 exons.